CAUUUGAAGUGCUAACAUUUUCUGUCACGCAAAAUCUUGUGGAUCGAUUGGGAAAAAGGCGAUCGGAAUCCUUUUAUUUCCGUGGUGUGUCGAUAGCUUGAUAUACAUUUUUCCUGAAUAUCGUUGUUUAAUUCGACCCAAUGGCAUCGCUGUUGAAGCUAUCGAGCACCCUACGGGUCUUUGGUAAGGGCCCGAAAUUAGUUCAGCGCUUGAAAUCCACCAACGCCGCUGAUUUUCGUGCUGCUUUGGUCAAUGUUCCGCCGACCGAAACUACCCAGCUGGACAGUGGACUGCGCGUGGCCAGUGAGGAUUCCGGUUCGCAAACCGCAACCGUCGGUCUUUGGAUUGAUGCUGGCUCAAGGUACGAAGAUAGCCGAAACAAUGGUGUUGCCCAUUUUCUGGAACAUAUGGCUUUCAAGGGAACUGCCAAGCGUUCCCAGACCGAUCUGGAACUGGAAGUGGAGAAUAUGGGAGCACAUCUAAAUGCCUACACCUCCCGCGAACAAACUGUGUUUUAUGCCAAGUGUUUGUCUAAGGAUGUUCCCAAAGCUGUAGAAAUACUUUCUGAUAUCAUUCAAAACUCUAAAUUGGGAGAGGCAGAAAUUGAACGGGAGCGCGGUGUUAUUUUGCGUGAAAUGCAAGAAGUCGAGAGCAACCUACAAGAAGUUGUGUUCGACCAUUUGCAUGCCACCGCUUAUCAGGGAACUCCGCUAGGCAAUACGAUUCUGGGCCCGACCAAGAACAUUCAAUCGAUUGGCAAAUCAGAUCUUCAGGCUUAUAUUGAUUCGCACUACAAAGCCCCGCGUAUCGUAUUAGCUGCUGCCGGUGGAGUGAAGCAUAAUGACCUGGUCAAAUUGGCCGAGUCCAGCUUAGGAAAAGUUGGUUCUACUUUCGAUGGAAAAGCUCCACUAUUGUCACCAUGUCGAUUUACCGGAUCAGAAGUUCGCGUUCGUGACGAUUCAUUGCCUCUUGCUCACGUUGCAAUUGCAGUAGAAGGUUGCGGAUGGACCGAUCAAGAUAAUGUUCCACUGAUGGUGGCCAAUACUUUGAUUGGUGCUUGGGACCGCUCACAGGGUGGUGGUGCCAACAAUGCUUCAAGAUUAGCUGCCGCUUCAGCACAGGACAAUCUUUGCCAUAGCUUCCAGUCGUUCAACACCUGCUACAAGGAUACCGGUUUAUGGGGAAUCUACUUCGUGUGUGAUCCUCUCAAGUGUGAGGACAUGAUGUUCAACUUGCAGAACGAGUGGAUGCGCUUGUGUACGAUGGUCACUGAAAGUGAGGUUGAUCGUGCCAAGAAUCUUCUCAAAACUAACAUGUUGCUGCAGUUGGAUGGAACGACACCAAUUUGCGAGGACAUCGGUCGCCAGAUGUUGUGCUACAACCGUCGCAUUCCGUUGCACGAACUGGAAAAGAGGAUCGACAGUGUCAAUGCACAAAACGUGCGCGAUGUUGCGAUGAAGUACAUCUUUGAUCGAUGCCCAGCUGUUGCUGCCGUUGGACCGGUCGAGAAUCUACCAGAUUACAUGCGCAUUCGUGGUUCGAUGUUCUGGGUCCGAGUCUAAAUGACACUUCAAUAGAAUAUAGUCUGCAGAUUUGGUUAAUAUGCAAUGAUGAAAGAAACCCUAGAAGAGGACGUAACGCAUAGUGCAUCAUCGGGCAAACGAUUUGGAGAGCGAAUUUUCGAAAAAGUCCUUCAAGGAAGAGACGAAUAAUUCAAUAAUUGAUGGUACAUCUAAUAAAAUAUUACGAAACAGUGA
Messenger RNA from Malaya genurostris, 1757 nucleotides. RefSeq names its product mitochondrial-processing peptidase subunit beta (gene UQCR-C1). The transcript is spliced from 4 exons. Gene Ontology annotation, molecular function: metalloendopeptidase activity; metal ion binding. Gene Ontology annotation, cellular component: mitochondrion. Lineage: Eukaryota; Metazoa; Arthropoda; Insecta; Diptera; Culicidae. Bases 141 to 1562 code for a protein of 473 amino acids. The record is from RefSeq and is a predicted model, not a curated record.